Molecule: messenger RNA, 2378 nt
Organism: Tribolium madens (black flour beetle)
Lineage: Eukaryota; Metazoa; Arthropoda; Insecta; Coleoptera; Tenebrionidae
Gene: tei
Product: hemicentin-1
Exons: 9
Coding region: 208-2112 (634 amino acids)
Biological process (GO): cell-cell adhesion
Cellular component (GO): cell-cell junction
Molecular function (GO): cell adhesion molecule binding
Source: RefSeq, a predicted model, not a curated record
GAGGGUUCGACGCGUCGCAAGCGCACAAAGAGCGUCGUUGCAGUUCGAUGAAUGGCAAAUACCACGGUGGUGAUGUGUUGACAAUGCCAUUGUGAGUGUUGUUUGCGAGAAAGGGUGGAUUGAGAGCCUUUUUUGUUUCAUUGUUGCUGCAGGUCGCGAUGUAAUUUGGUGAAGUUGUUACUGUGCCAUUGGGAUGUUGUAUUGUGGAUGUGCACUCGAAUAACCACCGUUACAAACCGACAUGGUACUUAUGACGACAUGAGAUCUCAUCUGUUUGGGACACUGCCAUGGAUAAAGCUUAUGUUGCUGCUUCUCGUUUCUUCGGCCACAGGCCAUGCGGAAACAAAAUCUCACACACGCCAUCCACACACCGGAAAUGCACAUCAUCGUUCAAUCCGAGCUGACAGUCGUACGAAUCUCAGCUACGAAUACAGCCCCAAUUCUCCCAAACCGGAGAUCAUCCAGAUGUACUCCAAACAGAAUGACAAGUUGAUGCUGGAGUGCGCGGUCAAUAUAAACUUUAGUACCAGCAUUUGGCUCAAAAACGGACAAAUUGUGCAAACUAUACUCAAGGACAACACUAAUAAUAAACGUGUUAUUGGACAUAGGUUCCUAGUGGACGCGAGCGGGAAUUUGUUUAUUGACAAUGUUAGAUUGGAGGAUGAUGGGAAGUGGCAGUGCGAGGCGGAGGAUGCGUUCGGAUUCGUCGUCACGGGAAGACCUAUACAGCUUACUAUCCUAGACUCCCCGAAGAAGGCGUAUCUCAUGAUCGACAACAGGAUUUUGGACCCCGGCAACCCCUUCAUUCCCGUGAAGGAGAACGCUGAACUCACAGUGUCCUGCGUUGUGGACGAGGGCAACCCCAAGCCCUCCCUGUCCUGGGAACUCAACUUGGGCUCGUUGGCUUUAUUGGAUGCCCCAGAGGUGCCUCUUGACGUUCUCAACAUCACCGAAACAAUUCGGGAUCAAAAAGUUGGUGCUAGGAACGACGCUAGGUUAGCGAGGGUGCAAAGAGCUCACCAUAAUGCUACUUUGACCUGUUACGUACACCACAUCGCGCUUGAACAGCCACUCAACGCUUCAGUUCUCUUGAAUGUCCAAUACACCCCCUCGUUUGCGAUAUCCCGCGAACCAGGUUUCGGUUUUCCCAUCCGAGAGGGAAUGCCUGUAUCUUUGAAAUGUGAUGUUGACGCCAACCCCAAAGCUUUGCCCAUCUGGCAGAAAGACGAUUCCAGCCCUCCAGUUCAACAAACACCGGAUGGCUUCUUGAACUUUACGGAAAUUCGCAGGGAGCACAGCGGCUGGUACAAAUGUAUUGCUCGCCACAGGCUAGGGAAGUUUUCCAGCAUUGGCUAUUUUCUCAACGUACGAUAUGACAUGGAAGUGACCCAAGAGCCGGAUUUUGACAUUGCUGAAUUGAGUUCCACCGGGAGACAAGUGGAAGUGGCCCUUGGCGGUGCAGUACAACUCGCUUGCCCUCCAGGCACGUCUGGCUGUUGGACUCGUGUAGAGGCAGGAAGUGGCCGACUCGAGCCCAUGGGAGCAUCGCAGGAAUUAAGGUUGGAUAAGGUCCUUUACCAAGAGGCCGGAGAAUACAGAUGUGUAUCUCCCAGUAGAGAUCUCACACGGAGGCUGGAUUCCCUUAGAAACGCUUUAUCCGUUCAACUAAUUGUAACAGGUCGACCUAUGGUAACUCCAAGUAACAAAACCAUCACAGCAGUUUACGGCCAACCGUUGACUCUGACAAUGGAAUUUUGUGCCAAUCCCCCCUAUAAUAAGGUCUUCUGGAUCACGAAAAAUAAAGUUUAUACUCCCGGAGACGCCGACAAAACUGUGAUUGCUUAUGGGAUUACCAAUUCCAGCGACCCCAACUGCCACCAAGCAGUCCUGUUCUUGACAAAAGUGACCACCUUGGAAAUUGGAGAGUACAAUUUCAUUGUGCGAUCACCAAGUGGCUUGGCAGAAGGAAAUUUUCACGUGAAUAUGACCUACGCCAGUGGCUAUAACGUUCAAGAUGUAAAAUCGGCUUGCGUCACACACAGUCAUUUUGCAGCAGUUUAUGUAAAUGUGAUUAUUUUGUUAUUAAUGAAUUGUUAUUCCCGACUGAAUUAGAUAUUAUCAGAUUACACCACACAGUAUAUUGUAAUGUAUACUUAAAUUUACACAAGAGAUUAUUUGGGGAAGAUAUUGUGAAAAUGAUUAUAUUCUAUACUUAGGCUCAAUAUUUUCCUUUAAAUAAUUUUUUAUAAAAGUCAUUUUUAAAUGUAUAGUUUUCUAUUGUUUGCAACAAGACAUGUAUAAAUUUGUUAAUAGACGGCGCUUAAGUGUAAAAAUUAAUUGUAAGGGUCUAAAUGACAUGAUAAUAAAAUAUUCGUCCA